AUCUAGAUCAUUCAGGACAUGUAAGUCGUAAUCGUUUCUUAUCUAUAAAAAAAAUGGGGUUACAUUCGCUCUUUUGAAUCAAAUAUCGGAAGUAAUCAUGGUGUGUAAGCAACUUUAUAUCCUAAUAUGGAAGGUAAUUAGACAUCUCUCUGCCGUUUGCCCAUGAUAACAGGCCAACAUGCCAUGAAAGCCUAACAAACAGAUUGGUCAUGAUUACGGAAGGCCAGCUUCAGAAGCACUAUGUUUUUAGCUCCGAGAAGGUUUCCAAGUUAGAUGAUAACAAUCAAGACGGGGUGAGAGCCACAUUCGCUUUUACAUGCAUAUUGGUCACACUUUUGUGAUUUCCUCCUGUCCCGUUGUGGUUCCUUUUCCCCUUUCCUUCUCUUCCUUCCUUCGGUUUACUCGGUCCCCCCUUUAUUCAUUCAUUCAUACAUUUUCCCUUUGUCUCCUCGCCUCUUUUGUUCUUGUAACCUCUCUAUCCCUCAUGUGAUAUCUCAUCUCCACAAUGGACUACAGCCAAGUGCUAGCUCGCCUUGAUCUAAUGCCCACGGCAAUAUUGGCGUAUUGUCUCUUUCCGGUAUUUGGUCUUUCUGUGAAGCUAGCUUUGCACAGCAAGCAAAUAGUUCAAUCCUAACCUCAUCUCAUACUUCGAUUAUCAUUUCCGCCACAGUUAAACCGAUUUACAACAUCUACUUUCACCCGCUGGCAUCGUAUUCAGGUCCGCUCUACCUCGUUAGCUCCGACAUUCCACUUGCCGUUCUUGCACUUCUUGGCAUAAGUCAAUAUCGACUUAAGAUCGCACACGAAAAAUACGGUGAUAUUGUGCGCAUUGUCCCCGAGACACUCUCGUUUAUCAUGUGUAUGUAUUGCACACCCAGCUGACAUUCAAGUCUCAUGCACACCCAGCUGACAUUCAAGUCUCAUGCACACCUAUCCUAUUGCAUCACAAUGGAAUUUCAACCUUGAGUUUACCUGCGUGAACCAAGAGGCUCUCUUCACCACCGCUUUAGCGACAGAUGUUGCCACGGGUUGUGAGAAUUUCAAACAAGGGAAUUGUCUUUGCCAAAAAAAAUAAAAGCUCAUGUUUGCGUUAGUUCUAGUACUGUUCUUACCAGUGUACAAAGUCUGGAAAUUACAGAUGCCUACGACCCGGAAGAUCUUCAUCAUAGGUAUGUCUCUUCUUAAUGAUUUACUCAGUAUUAUCAACACUACCCGAACCCAUUGAAAUCUACACCAUCCUCGACGAUUUUCCCAGAGCGGAUACAACUUGUGAGUUAUUUUGUAUCAACAACUCCAAUGGUGAUUAAACAUGCAAAACUAACGUAAUAAUCAGGGAUCUAUGCUCCAGUCUUCUACUGGGCCAUUAUUGAAACCAACGUUGGAGUGUUGAGCGCGUGUCUUCCAACGCUCUGUCCUCUUCAGGAACGAUUUCUAGGCAGCCAUCCCUUUAUAAGAUUACGAAAAUCGUUCACAAACUUUCUUUCAUCGUCCAAUGGCAAAAGAAGCAACCUUGCCGGCGAUAUUCGUCUGGGUUCUUUGGAGGAGGAGAUGCAGUUGAAUGGGAAAAACAUCCCUGUUAGGGUCAGGUACACCGUGUAGAUCAGCAUCACAUGUUUUGAAGAUACUGUACUAGUAAGAAAGAUGGUUGUUGUUGUAAAUUCUUUAUUAAUUGAAUUUAUAAGUGAUUUUUAAUAAAUCAAACUACGUGCAAGAUAUCAUUACCGACUUGAAAACAAAAUCUAAUAUUUAACCAUUUCCCAAACUAGUUCUGACUAAUAU
Messenger RNA from Sclerotinia trifoliorum, 1779 nucleotides. The record is from the annotation of a GenBank genome assembly. NCBI's taxonomy places the organism in Eukaryota, Fungi, Ascomycota, Leotiomycetes, Helotiales, Sclerotiniaceae.